This is a messenger RNA of Gastrolobium bilobum, 345 nucleotides long. RefSeq lists its product as uncharacterized. The record is from RefSeq and is a predicted model, not a curated record. Gene Ontology annotation, biological process: telomere maintenance; DNA repair. The coding region runs from base 1 to 345 and encodes 114 amino acids. The transcript has a single exon. NCBI's taxonomy places the organism in Eukaryota, Viridiplantae, Streptophyta, Magnoliopsida, Fabales, Fabaceae. Gene Ontology annotation, molecular function: DNA helicase activity.
AUGGUACACAGAUUUUGCUUUGAGGCUUUGGAUAGAACACUUAAAGAUAUUCUUAGAUUUUCUUAUACUAGCUGUGUUGAUAUGCCAUUUGGUGGAAAAGUCGUUGUUCUAGGAGGUGACUUUCGGCAAAUAUUACAUAUCAUUUCUCAUGGUAGCAGACAAGAGAUAGUUCAUGCAACCAUCAAUUCUUUUCAUCUAUGGUCCCAUUGUCAUUUAUUAACUUUGACCAAGAACAUGCGUCUUGCUUCUGGAGGUAGCCCUCAUAAUUUGAUAGAAAUAAAAGAAUUUUCUGAGUGGCUUCUUAAAAUAGGGGAUGGUGAUCUUGGAGAAGAUGUUGAUGGAUAA